Messenger RNA from Rhizopus microsporus ATCC 52813, 977 nucleotides. RefSeq names its product L domain-like protein. The record is from RefSeq and is a predicted model, not a curated record. Bases 33 to 953 code for a protein of 306 amino acids. Gene Ontology annotation, molecular function: protein binding. NCBI's taxonomy places the organism in Eukaryota, Fungi, Mucoromycota, Mucoromycetes, Mucorales, Rhizopodaceae. The transcript has 2 exons.
CUUUGAUACUUUACUCUUUUUCUUGGAAUAGAAUGGGACAAGGGCCAAGUAAAGAGGAUUAUUUAAUCGGAUACACAAAAGAUGAGGAACAAGUGACGUGGAAAGACAUCGAACUGGAUAAACAACAACAGAUAGUUCACCUUUCUAAAAGAAACCUUUACUCUAUCACACCUCAUAUUGGAUUAUUUACCAUGAUGAAACGAAUAGAUCUUUCACAUAACAGCAUACGUUGUAUACCAGAAGCAAUAGGUCAUUUACAACAUUUGGAAUACCUGAAUUUAUCACAUAAUCAUUUAAUGGAGAUACCCGAUACAUUAAGCCAGUUAUCGAGACUAAAAGAACUAGACUUAUCCUAUAACAAACUACAGCGCAUCACACGGUUUAUUGGAGACCUCGACAGAUUACAGUCCAUUAACCUAGAGCAUAACCAACUGACUGAACUCCCCUUUACCAUCGAAGGGCUUUUAUCACUGACCACACUUGACGUUUCGUACAACCCAAUCAUCAUUCUGCCCGCUCCGCUGAUCCAGUUACCUUACCUACGUCGUAUUCAGCUCGAUGGUUGUCCACUGACAGGAUCUGUAGACUUUCUAAACACACCAUAUAACCCACCAUCACUGGUCGAGAUUUGCGCUCGAUUGAUGACAACAGCACAGAUCGAAUGCCCACUGACAGAGACAUUGGAUCAGUAUGUGUCCUCAUAUGAGAUCUGCAAUCACUGUCGCGGUCCUUACUUUGAAUCCUUUGUGUCCCGAGGUCGAUGGAUUAAACGCAACGACGUUUGGAUCCCGCUAGAGUAUCGGCUUUGUUCGGCACAUUGGCUUGAUGAAUCGGAUAGAGUGAUUGCGACGUUUGCAACAGCCGUGUAUCCGCGUGCCUCGUUCUGCAAGAAGCAGCAUCGAUCAGUGUUUAAGGUAUGGAUGAAGCACACGGCUAGUUCGAAGUCAAGGUAGCUCAUGGCUUUUUUUUUUUUUUUU